Symsagittifera roscoffensis is the source of this 1570-nucleotide messenger RNA. Its product is annotated as myosin-10-like. Gene Ontology annotation, cellular component: Ndc80 complex. The record is from RefSeq and is a predicted model, not a curated record. NCBI's taxonomy places the organism in Eukaryota, Metazoa, Xenacoelomorpha, Acoela, Convolutidae. Gene Ontology annotation, biological process: attachment of mitotic spindle microtubules to kinetochore. The transcript is spliced from 6 exons. The coding region runs from base 25 to 1380 and encodes 451 amino acids.
AAUCAUUAGCUUUGUUUUCAGAAAAUGUCAUCUGCAAUUUCUCGAACGUCAUCUUUGAAAGGAGGUGUAAGUGGAGGAUUAGACCCGAUAGUUAAAGACAAAGACUUGUGCAGAAAGAUUGCUUACUCCUUGUCCAAAUUCUUUGAAGACAAAGAAGUAAGAUGUACUGAUUUUGAUUUCCACGCCUCUCUCAAGCAAUUGAAAAAUUUACCGACUGCUCGACUAGUCCGAGAGAUGUACAACUUCUUUUUUCUUGAGCUGCUGAGUGUAUCAAUACCAGCUAAAUCUUCCAAUGAAAUAAUAUUGACACAUUUGAAAACUCUGGAUUAUCCUUAUGCAGUGCACAAAAGUUCAAUUAUGAAUCCCAAUAAUUCGUCAUCGUGGCCGUACAAUCUAGCCAUUCUUUCAUAUCUCAGAGAUGUGUACAUAUUGGUUCAUCCUUCUGUCAACGACGUCGGUGAAACUGAUUUUGAAGAAAAAGAUGGAAUGCUUACUGGGAUUGACCUGGAUUUUGACGGACAAUUGCAGAAGACAGUGGACCUGGACAAAACUGCGAAAGAAGAUCUUCCCGAACUGAAAAGAAUAAUGCGAUCAAUGGUUUCCAGAGACAUGGUGUUUAUGGAAUUACUCAAUGACGUGAAAGCCCGGCUGGAUGCUCGGGAUGAUUUGCGGGCCGAUUUAGAGGAAAAAAGUCAAGAUUUCGAGCAGCAUUUCGGAUCACUGGAGCAAUUCGAAGAGAUCAUGGCUGGAAUAGCAAAGAGCAAGAGGGAACUUGCAGAACUGUCUUGUGAAGUAGAGCAAUGUGAAAGAGAGAAGGAAUUAGCAUCUGUUGCGUUUGGCCAAGCGAGGAACAAGUGCAAAAUGACGUUAGAGGAAAUAGAACGUUUACUUCUUCUCCACUUUCCUUCAAAGAGUAAAGAAGUGAAGGCUUGUUUUUCUCACAUCAACUGGAAUAAUUGUCACGAGAGCCCAAGUCACGAUUUCUCCAAGUUCGAUCAGCUCAAAGAAGACCUCGUCGAACACUUGGAGAAUCGGGAGGCGGAAGUGCGGGCCGAGUUGGAGGCGACUAAUGAGGAGUUGUCUGUCUUACACGAGGAAGUUGUGGAGCUGAGAGAGAAUGUGGAAAACGAGGAAGAGAACUAUAUGAGUCUGCGUGCACGUGAACAAAGUAUCCAGCGUAACCUGUUGAAGAUAGAGGAGCAGAAGGAGAGGGCAAUUGAGAAGCGAGACUUGAAGGACGAGGAGUUGUCGAUGCGACUGAAGGAGUGGGAGCAACAUGCGAAGUCUGCACUCUCUCUAGCUCACGCUGGCAACAAACAAUUCCAGAAAGAUGCGAACUUAUGCAAAGAUUUGGCCAAAAUUGCCAAGGAGAAGAAUUGAAGACAAAUAAAGUGCAAUAAUAUCUUGCUCAACAACUAGCCGAAUGAAAAAAACAUUGGUGUGAUUUUGAUUAAUUUUGUUUUGGUUGUUUAUUUGAAAUCAUUUGUAUCUUAUUAGAUGUAUUGUUGUUUAUUUGAAAUGAUUUUUAGACUCGAUAGCAUAUUUUUACAAAUAAAUUUUUGAGAAAUUA